Choloepus didactylus (southern two-toed sloth) is the source of this 7606-nucleotide messenger RNA. RefSeq names its product sorting nexin family member 30 (gene SNX30). The transcript has 9 exons. Bases 277 to 1590 code for a protein of 437 amino acids. Gene Ontology annotation, cellular component: cytoplasm. The record is from RefSeq and is a predicted model, not a curated record. NCBI's taxonomy places the organism in Eukaryota, Metazoa, Chordata, Mammalia, Pilosa, Megalonychidae. Gene Ontology annotation, molecular function: protein binding; phosphatidylinositol binding.
CGUGGCCGUACGGGCUGGGUGCCGGGUCUAAGGUGCGAGCGGACCCGCGGCGGGCUCGGGCACAGAGUGGGGGCGCGCGGCGGAGAACAGCCAGCCCAGCCCAGUCCAGCCCAGCCCCAGCAGCGGCAAGGCGGCGGCGGCGGCCCCCAGUCCGGUCGGUGCCAGGCCUCCGACCGAUCGGCUGCUGAGCGGGGCCUCGGCCCCGGGCGCUGGCGGAGCUCGCCGCGGCGAGCAGCAGGAGGAAGCGGCGGCGGCGCGUCCCGAGCCGUGCGCGCCAUGUCGGGCGGACCCCCCAGGGCCCUGCCGUCCACGGGGCCCCACUCCCUGCGCGACAUGCCGCACCCGCUGGCCGGCUCCAGCAGCGAGGAGGCCGUGGGCGGCGACAGCACGCCCAGCCCGGACCUGCUGAUGGCCCGCAGCUUCGGCGACAAGGAUCUCAUUUUGCCCAAUGGUGGUACACCAGCAGGCACAUCAAGCCCAGCUUCUUCAUCUUCCCUUCUCAACAGACUUCAACUGGAUGAUGACAUUGAUGGUGAGACCAGAGAUCUCUUUGUCACGGUCGAUGAUCCCAAGAAGCAUGUCUGUACGAUGGAGACCUACAUCACCUAUAGGAUCACCACCAAAAGUACCCGGGUGGAAUUUGACCUGCCAGAAUAUUCGGUCCGUCGAAGAUACCAAGAUUUUGACUGGUUGAGGAACAAACUGGAAGAAUCCCAACCCACUCAUCUCAUUCCCCCUCUUCCAGAGAAGUUUGUGAUGAAAGGUGUUGUGGAUCGUUUUUCAGAAGAAUUUGUAGAGACCAGAAGAAAAGCUUUGGAUAAAUUUCUAAAAAGAAUUACCGAUCAUCCUGUGCUUUCCUUCAAUGAACACUUUAAUGUUUUCCUCACCGCUAAGGACCUGAAUGCCUACAAGAAGCAGGGGAUGGCACUGCUGACCCGGGUGGGUGAGUCGGUCAAGCACGUCACCGGGGGCUACAAGCUGAGGAGUCGGCCCCUGGAGUUUGCAGCCAUCGGCGACUACUUAGAUACAUUUGCCCUCAAACUGGGAACCAUUGACCGAAUAGCCCAGCGGAUCAUCAAAGAAGAAAUAGAGUACCUUGUGGAGCUGAGAGAAUAUGGGCCCGUGUACUCCACGUGGAGCGCAAUAGAGGGUGAGCUGGCUGAACCCCUGGAGGGUGUGUCGGCUUGUAUUGGGAACUGUUCGACAGCCCUGGAGGAGCUGACCGACAACAUGACAGAAGACUUUCUGCCUGUGCUCAGGGAAUAUAUUUUAUACUCUGACUCCAUGAAGAACGUGUUGAAGAAAAGGGACCAAGUUCAAGCAGAAUACGAAGCCAAACUGGAAGCUGUGGCUCUGAGGAAGGAAGACCGGCCCAAGGUGCCAGCGGACGUUGAGAAAUGCCAGGACCGGAUGGAGUGCUUCAACGCUGACCUGAAGGCCGACAUGGAGAGGUGGCAGAGCAACAAGCGGCAGGACUUCCGCCAGCUGCUCAUGGGAAUGGCGGACAAGAACAUCCAGUAUUACGAGAAGUGCCUCAUGGCGUGGGAGUCGAUUAUUCCAUUGCUACAGGAGAAACAAGAGGCCAAAUAAGUUCCUUCUUGGGACAGACUUUUUCUGACACAGGGUGUGGCAUCCCACACUGAACUGCCCCUGCAGUGCCAGAGAGGGACAGCGCUGGGAAGACGACCACAGAACAUCUCUCCUUUGUGUGUUUCUUGCCCUCCCCCCUUCCUUCAUCCCACAGUUGUUUUCAGUGAGUAUUUAUUCCCUGGUGGAGUCUGUGAGGCUGCCUGUGAUCAUCUCUCAGCAGAAGCGUCCCUCCGUGUAUGCCUGUUAAAGGAACACUAAGAUUUGAAACUGAGGGUGAAGACAGCCCUCAGCCGGCACUCUGACAUCUCCUUCCAGUUUCCCCUCUGAGGACAGCUGAGUUGCCUGUUGAAGGAGAGAAUCUAGGGCCUGGUUCUCAAGGAGAGAGGCAUGAAGGGAAGGCAGCUGCUACCUCCUGUGGGUACACGGUGGCUCUGUGAUUGUCCUCUGUGGGCCCCGACUCGUCUCAGUGGCCUGCGGCUGCAGGUGCGGACUGCUGCCUGCCUGUGACGAGCGACGCCUGUUUGUUGUUUUCUGGUUCGCGUCAGGCCCUGUCAAUCUGCCCCGUGUCUCUGUGCAUUCACCCUUGAGCGAGUGAGCCAGCGUCCUUAUCCGUACAUCGACGCGUCAGGAAGCUAAGGGGAUUGCACCCUGAACUUUCUUCUGACACUAGAAUGCAAUAGAUUGGAAACUGUGUUUGUGUAAAAUGAAAAAAAAAAGGUGCAUUUUUCUCUGGGAUGUUCUUAAAUGUUUUUCUUUUGCUUGGUAAAUGUCAUCAGAGUAGGGAUUAGACCGUGCGGGAAUAUCUGUUGUCUUGAAGUCAGAGUCAUUCCCUUUUGUGAGCUCAGCGGGGUCCAAAGCCCCACUUCCAGUGUCUGCUUCAUGGAAUUUGCCUUUACCACACCAAAAAUACCUAGUUAAAUAGUUCUUGCCAUGUCCUCUGAGUGUUUGGGCAACUUUUUGAUGAGAGGCUGGGAUGUCAUAUUGUUUAAGAAUUUGUAAACUAAAUGUGAAUGUUAUACAUGAAGUGCUUUAACCCCUCAUAGUCCCUGGUCAGGAAGAAAAGUCAGUCUCUGGACGAGGACCAGUUUGACGACAAACUGCUUCCAGUCAAGCUGAAAUCCCCAGAUCUCCUCAAUUUGUAGCCAAAUUCCUGGGGACUUCUGACUGCAUCUAAAGUUUUCAUUUCAAACUAUUACAAGGUUUAUUUUUCAAAAUCAAAAUAAAACAAAUAGGUAAAAAUGUUCUAUCUUUCAACUCCCUUUUUUUCCCCUCCUGAAAUGAAUUUAUCUAUGUCAUGUUUGUAGUCUUUCAUCUAAGAAAGAAUAUUUCAUCCCUAUGAAGUGAUAAAUCUGAGCCUCAAAUAAGUGGUAGGUUUUUUUUUGUUUUGUUUUGUUUUGUUUUCUUCAAUGAAACGGCUACGCUAAAGCUUCAUACACAAGCUAAUGUGUCCACUCUGGUUAACAUGCAGCCUGCUGAAGUUCUUUCAUUCCACCUCUAACUGCAGAGUUGACCUGGUUGUGUCAGCUGCUGUUGGGACAGCAGUUGGAUGGCACCAAACAGUUUGGUUCUGCUUCAUCAUGUUUGAAAAAGUCACAAUUUGCAUGAUAAUUUUUAUGUCUCAUGAUACUUGCCUUACUGUAGGCCCCCUUUUGUGCCAUCCCAAAAUCCUUUGAUGUGAACUCUCAGUUUGGUACAAUUAGAAAUGGUCCAGUGAAGGGGACGGGUAAGAGCAGUCCAUCCAUCCCCAUUUCAGGUUCUACCUCUAAGCCCAGCAUGGAGCGGGCGCUUGGGUCUGACCUGAUGGGCAGUCCAUAGACUCGAUAUCUCAUCUGCUGAUCUUUGGCAGAAGACACCAGGCCGGCCCAGCAGCAGGGGCCCAUCUUUGGGAAUGUACGUAUGAAGCCUUGUCUUGCGGAAUGUGUGCUCCACAAAUGUUGCCCCGUAUAGUGAAUGCAUGGAAAGAGCUGUGACAAGAGUUAUAGCAAAACUAGAACUAGACUACCUACCAGUUGCCAAAGCCCAGGAACAUUCCUAUGUAAUGACUAGUUGGAAGAGAAGGCAGCCCUUCCAAAAAGUUAUCAGGUUCCUUAGGAAGCAGAUGUGGGGAAGGAAGUGGGGUGCACGGUCCUUUACCUCAUUAUUUGAGGCAGGGGACAGAAGAGCAACUGAAGAAAUCCAGGCACCUGGGAUCCUGUCUCACCCUCGUUUGGUCCCUGUGUUAUGUUUCUGGGCUUUAAGACACUAGAAAGGACUGAAACAAGACAAAUUCCUGUCCUCCAGGCAUGCCCUUGACAGAAGAGUUGGGAAAACUAGGGUACUCUACCAACUUCUUUGGAGAAAUGGUCUUGCCAGAGAAGGGACCCUGCCCCUUUCUUCAGACUGGCACCUGACGAGGUGUGGCAGCUGACCUGGGAGGCAGGGGACAGUAGACAGGGAGGCUGUCCAGCCCCACAGCCUCUCAGGCCCCUGACAGUCAGCCAUCCCGAGCAUCUGCCUCUCUAUCUUGUUCAGCAAAAAGGUGAUUCCCAGCCAAAGAUGGCCUCACCCCAUCCUUCUUGGCUCCACUAAGUUGCAGUCCUGACGUCCCCCACUCCUCUCUCAUAUCUGUUUUCCAGGAGAUUUUUGCUUGAGGGCACGCCUUACCUCAGGUAGAUGGGCUCAGACAGGUUUUGUGCUUGAGUGUAUCACAUUGCAAGGGAAUGGAAUGGAAAGUUGUCUGUGGUCACUUUCUGCCUCCAGCCUGGAGAAGGCAAAGGUUGCAUUCGCCCAGGUUAAAAAUCCAGAUUAAGCAGUCUUUAGAAAUGCAAAUAAUGUUUGAGAGCGGUGGUUGUGAUUUGUAGCAGGCAGGAAAGACACUAUUCUUCCUUAACACAGUAGAUCUGUAAGAAGGUUCUAGGCUACUCUGCCCAUGCAAGGAACCAUUGUUCCUAAAUGAGGAGGGAACGUGCUACACAGCCGGAUUUGGGUUGGGUUUUAUCCUUUAAUAUGGUAUUAUUCAUGCUUCCUGGUAAACUUAGAAAAGUGCAUUUUGGAAGCCAUUGGCUCGCUAUUUUUACCAUGCUCCCACUGGCCUCCUAGUCGCUGUUCUUGAGCUGAAAUAGCAAAAACCAGCACAACUCUGGGGAUCAUGGUGAAUAUAAGACUUAAGUCUGUUUCAUGCCAAAUUUUAGCCCCACCCAGAGUGUGUUCUAGAUCUCCUCGAAUUGAAGGUGUCUGUGUUUCUCAGUCACCACUCCACAGGAGAUGAAAUCAAUGCGCUUCUGCCACUCAUCCCUUGUGAGGCAGCCUUUUGUGGUGGAACGACAGGAAGUUCUGCUUUAGGGGAGGGCCCGAUGGCCAAAGAUCUAGGUCAGGAAGGGACCAGCCCAAGAAACACCUAGAGCUUGUGUGUCUGGGUCUCACUGUUGAUGGCACUGAAAUCGUGGGCACCUGGCUCCAGGCGCCAUUCUACUGCUGUUCAUUGGGUUGCAGAAUUGAGCAUCCUGUCCUGAGCUGGUGAGGGACGAGGGAGCAUGAGGUCAAGGGUGACCUCCAAGGUUUGGGGUGGGCCUGAGCUCUUUGGGGCUUGGGAUGAGGUGGGACCAGCUAGAGGGUGUUGCUGGUUUCCCUAAAGGGUGCCUCCUCUCAGAAGAUGCCCUUGGUCAGGGUGGGGCACGCCAAUCCCAAACCCCGUCUUCCCAGACACCUACUUUAAGGGCUGGGGAAUCUGGGGAAUCUAAUUAUAUGGCUGUUGUAAAAAUGACUUGGCCGCCCUCGCUGACAAAAUUAUGUUGGGAAUUUGGGUUUACAUUCUUAUUUUCAGAAGUCCUCAAGAUGGCAAGAGAUUAGACAUGCCCUCUCAGUUAUGUUUUCUCUACUCAGAUGGCAGGUGGCAUUUACCAGUAAAUUUGAGGAAAAUGUCAUUCCCUGGGCCAAAUUUACGACUGGGCUGGGUGAUUGGAGUUGUUCUCUUUCUCAUGGUUUUGUAAUUCAGUGAAUAAAGGAAUCUGACUUUUCAUCAGCCCACCCCAUAGGUUGUCACCUUUUCAUUUUAAGGAUGUCUGGUUUCCAUGUGUUGCAAGAUAAGAGCUUGUGCAGGGCCAUCUGCAUGAGAAAAGAGGUUGGGGUGGGGGCCUUUGCUACAGGGUAUUCUUUCUUAAUCAUAUGUGUUUGAAAUGCAUUCUGGGUAUGACUGCCUAACCCUUUCUAUGCGGCAGAAAAAUACGUAGUCCAGGUGGUUUUUACUACAAUAGAUAGCCUGUAAAUAAAUGCUUUGAAAAAAGAACUUUAACAAAUCAAUAAGGUAUUUGUCUCACAUAUAAACAUUUUGUGUAUUUAGCACUUGAAAACCAACAAAUCCAGAAUUUAAAAAAUGUCACAGACUGUUAAAAGCCAAAUUCUACUUUUUGAGAAAUUGUGAACACCAACUAAUAUGCCUUAUUCUUCAGCUAGUAUUUUUAAAAUUCUGGGUAGAAAGGGUUUUAGAAUAUAAUCAGUUGUUCAGCUUAAAUACUAAAGACAUAACAUUGCCAGUCCUCAGUCCUACUAAAGAAACUUGCAAGAAAGUAAAGUGCAUAAUUAGGGAUACCUUUUGGGGGAGAAAGCAAAGCAUUGCUAUUGCCAAAUGAUAUUUUUGAUAAUGUGAGGAAACACAGGGACCAUAAAACCUUUUUUGUUUUCAAGCAUGAAAGACUAACUUAGUGCUUUUUGGCACACUUUUGAUUUUAGACGAUAUGGUAUCAGGACUGAAAAAUCAUACAGAUACAAAGAAAUCUAUAGAUUAUGACAGUAUUAAAGGUUUACCCCGAUUCUACAAAACAGCUUUUUAAGAUACUGUGGGGGUUUAAGAGCAGCAUGUUUCAGAUGGAAAUUCUCCACAGGUUGAAAUGCCAAAAACAAAAAACCCAUUAUGUUGGCUCACGUAAUUCUGUCCAUUUCAGCAGAGCUUUUACUACUAAAACCAGUGAUGGGCAGGAUGGUAUACACAUCUCUCCCAGCUACACCACCCUCUCUUAAGGUGAUUCUGGGCUCCGCGUAGGCUGAGUCAGAGCAGCUAACACCUGUCAACACCCCCAUCUGACAGGCUCGUUCACAGCCUCAGACCAGUCCUUCAGGUGGCAAAAGAUACAAAGAUGGAGGGAGAAUCUCUUUUCCUUCGUAGGGACAGGAGGAAAGAAGGAAGUAGAUUGCAUACAAAAAUAUGAACCAAUAUGGUGAAGCGAUGCCUGUGUUAGCUCAGCUGAGCCUUUGUCAAAUACCAAACCAGCAGCUCCACAGUCAGCGCCAUUCACCUGGACACACCUGAGGUUGUGGUCUUACCCAAUAGAUGCUCCAUCUGUCGUACUUCUGUGCACCUGUUCCCCUGGGCUCUGUGAGUUGGGAAUGCACUGAGAUGUGAUGUACACCUGAUACAUUCCCAUGAAAUAAACUGCCAGCAAACUUCCUAACUUGUAUUUUAACUGCCCAAGAAGAGAGAGAGAGAGAAAAAAAACUUUUGCUUAGGUUAAGUCCAGAUUAUGGACUGUAUUUCUUAUUUUUAAAGAUCAUUCUUUAUGUUUAAAAAUUUUAAAAUGAACAUUCCAAGGUAUUAAUAAAGUCCUCUGUGUAAAUGUGUUGUUUUCUAUCCAUGCUGCCAUUAAGCCAAAAUAAAAACUGUGAAAAAAAAAAAAAAGUGCUUGAGAGAGUUUGUCGAUGAGAAAGUGAUUUAUUUACAGAUCUAAGUCUUUGUUUCAUGAAGCUACCAAACUUUUAAAAGAAUGUCACCUUUUUUCUUUGUUAUGAAACCCAGAGACUGUAAAAAAGAAAGAAUUGUUUUUAUUGAAUUUUUGAUGCUGGCACGAAGUUCUUGUCCACCUUUUUUUCAUAUAUCUAUGUAUAAAAAAGUUGUUUACUAUGGGAUUAGUACUAUACUUUGAGGUUAAAAAAAAAAGGAUUUGUAUUGCUUGAUAAACUCUUAGCUUGUAAAUUUAAAAAAGUUUCUUUACCUCAAUUAACUUAAAGUAAUGGACCAAUAAACCUAUAAAAGAUGCUUUCUUUA